Molecule: messenger RNA, 4469 nt
Organism: Lampris incognitus (smalleye Pacific opah)
Lineage: Eukaryota; Metazoa; Chordata; Actinopteri; Lampriformes; Lampridae
Product: zinc finger protein 721-like
Exons: 15
Coding region: 17-4108 (1363 amino acids)
Biological process (GO): regulation of transcription by RNA polymerase II
Molecular function (GO): RNA polymerase II cis-regulatory region sequence-specific DNA binding; DNA-binding transcription factor activity
Source: RefSeq, a predicted model, not a curated record
UUCAGUUUGACUGACCAUGGCGGAACAGGUGAAGCUACCGAUUCCAGCGCUCCCAGGAACGGCUUACACAACCAAAUACACGAAGAGAAUUAAGACGGCUGAAGAAAAGAAAGCUGCCAGGAAAAGCAGCCAGGAGUCUUGCAAGACCCGCAUUUAUAUAGGAGUGGCCUUCGAUCGGUGGAAAAAUCUGAAAGUUUUGAAGGGGUUGAAAAGCGAUGCGCAGCUAGCCGUACUGCUUCUGGACAGCUAUGAGAACGAGACAUCUACCUUCAUGUCGUAUAAAGCUGGAAAGUCUACAUCAUCUCCACCACCUGUGUCAAGUGUUGACUGUCAGUCUUUGUCUGAAAGCGAUGACUUUCCCAUGGAAGAAGUAGAGGAGCUUGAGAAGAGCACCUUGUCUGCUACUGAACAGUUGGAACACAGCAUUGACUGGGUGGAUAUAACAUGGAAUCCGGAUGAGGACACAGAGGAUUUGUCCUCUUUAGAGGAGGGUGUCACUGAGGAAAUGGAUAGCGACACUGACAGUGAUGAUCCAGACUACAUACCACACAUUUGUGUGGAAUUACACCAUGAAUCACUGACUCCACCUUUAAUGGCUCAUACUGGAGAUCAGCCAUACCAGUGUGACGUAUGCGGCAAAAGUUUCUGCUACAGACAGGGUUUUAACAACCAUAAGAAGACCCACAAUGCCAAGCCAAUAGUACCCACCAGACAGUUAGGCAGACCCAGGCAGCUGAAUGGUCGGAAGAAGGCAAACGAGACCAAGACGAUCCCUUUGACUGACUCGGAUAGAGAAGACCUGACCUUGGAUCCUCCCAACCUUGGAAACAGUCCAAACCAUCACCGUGAUAACCAAGAAAAUCAUGCAGUAUCUAACAACCAGGUAUCUCAGUGGAACCACUGGGACACACACCCAAACUCAUCUUACUGGAAAGAAACGGAUGGCCACCAGCCCUACAACACUGCUGCAGGACCUGGCAUGAGUUGUAGUUCCCAGCACAAGGGGACAACAAAUGGUGAGCACCUUCAGGAGAGUUGUUUAACAGAACAAGCCCCUUGUCCUUCUGAGACCUCCCUGGUGGCACCAACACAUCCAUCUGAACCUGGGUUGAGUCGAUCUCAUCCAAAUAACACCAUAUCACCGAAUACACACUUCAGCAACAAGGAUACUGAGGUGAAAUACCAUGAUGAACAGAGACUCACAGGGCAGGUCCAGGAUCACAGCACAUCACCCACAGGAGAGGCUUGUAGUGGAAUGCCGGCCAAAGAGGAAACCAACACAUAUGAGGAGCCGCGUUCCCAGGGAACAGGCAAACCUAGAAAGAUCUAUGAUUGUUCCACAUGUGGAAAAGUGUUUUCUCACAAUGCUGACCUGCAACGACACCUUGUAAUACACUCAGGAAAAAGGCCUUUCAAGUGCUUGACAUGUGGGAGAGGAUUCACCCAGAGUGGAAACCUCAAAACCCACAUGAAGGUUCACAGAGGAGAGAUGCCCAUCGUAGUUCAGGUGCAAAGUUCCUCUAAAUCUGAAGAAACCCAGGUAAAAACCCAUGUUUGUGGCGAGUGUGGAAUGGACUUUCCUCAAAAAGAACAGCUCGAGGAACACCACAGGAUCCACAAGAAACCGUAUGCCUGUGCUGACUGCAACAAGAGGUUUAAAAACGAAUAUUAUUUUAAAUUGCAUAAGCGCAUUCAUUCUGGAGACUCCCCUUUUCUGUGUUCAGAGUGUGGAAAAAGAUUUGUCACAGCAGAUACUCUUAAAAAACACAAGUUCACGCACACUGGAGAGAAGAACUUCCGCUGUGACCUGUGCGGGAGGGCAUUCACACAGUCAUCGCACUUGAAUAUGCACCUCAAAACGCAUACUGGAGAGCGGCCUCACCUGUGCUCCAUUUGUGGUAAAAGUUACUCCAAAGCAUAUCACCUCAAAGUCCAUUCACGCGUUCACAGUGGAGAGAAACCCUAUUCUUGUGAGAAAUGUGGGAAGUGUUUCUAUUAUUCUCAAGGCUACCGAGCACACCUGGAGACUCACGAUAAGAAGCCAAAGCGGCCAACAAAACCAUUGGAAGAAUUAAGCCCCGCUCUGGUGCUGGUUGAAGAGGAUCAGCAAGAAAUAGGAGGCCUUAUCAACUCUGACGGAGAGGAGGUGGAAUUUUCCCAUCUCGAGAGUGCUACCUCCGGCAACGGGGAUCAGGAGACACCAUCAUCAAAGACAUUUGGUCAAAGUGAGAAUGGAAAAGCACAGUCAACACACACCUGCUCUGUGUGUGGGAAAGAUUUCCCUUACGCCUCUAAACUUCAGCGCCACUUACGGACUCACUCGGGAGAAAGACCAUUCCCCUGCUCUAUGUGUGAGAAAAGGUUUCCAGAGAAAGGACUGCUCAUGAUUCACGAACGUGUUCACACAGGAGAAAAACCAUUCCCUUGCACUUUCUGUGAGAAGAAGUUUGCCAGCCAAGGGGAACUGAGACUACACCGGCGGACACACACCGGCGAGAGGCCUUACCAAUGCACCAUUUGUCCGAAGAGCUUUUCUCGUCAUUGGCACUUGAAAACACACCUAGAUGCAAUGCACUGCGAAAUUGUCGCUGGCUUCACGAGGAAAAAGUUUCCUUGUUCUGAGUGUGACAAGAGUUGUAACUCAGCAGCAGAGCUGAGAGAUCAUAUAAGAACUCAUACAGGGGAGAGGCCCUACCAGUGCUCCUACUGUGACAAAAAAUUUGCCUUGUCAGGUACGCUGGUGAGACAUGAACGUCUCCACACUGGAAUUACACCCUACCGCUGUUCUGACUGUGGUAAGACGUUUGCGCAGCAGUGGACCUUAACAACACACAUGCGGACACACACAGGAGAAAAACCUUAUUCUUGUACCCAGUGUGACAAGUCUUUUAUCGCCCCGGGAGAACUACGCAGGCACACCAGGAUUCACACAGGCGAAAAACCUUACACCUGCACAGACUGCGGGAGGAACUUUUCUUUAGCAGGAACUCUAAGAAACCACAAACGGUCCUGUACUCACGCCAAGAAUGGACCCGCCACAAGCCCCAUUUCAAGCUCAACUCAAGCUACUCGUGGAGAAUCCUCUCAGCAAGAGGUGGCCAAGGACAUUAGCUCUGAGGUCUCAGCUGAUGAGAAUGCACCAAAUGAAGCGGAGGCCCAUUCCUCAGAGGUUCCUAACUGUGACAAAGCAUCACAAUGGAAUGAUAAACCAGAAGACCUGAUGGAGGAUGACUCUUCUAGUCCACUAAUGAAUGUCAUAGUAAAAGAAGAGGAAGAAGAGGAGCCUUUAUGUGCCGAAAUUCUUGACCAAAUCCCAGUUAGUGAGGAAAAUUCCAUGCCAGGGGAGCUUGAACAACACCAAGAGAGCAACACAGAAAUUCAAAUUACAGUGAAAGAAGAAGAAGAACUUGUCAAUAUCGCCGAGGUUACGGAUGAUGUUGCUGAUACUGAGGUGGGCAGUCCUCCCCCUGUAGCACACCAGAAGUUGCAGAAAAUUAUGACCAAGAGCUUCUACUGCUGUGGAUUGUGUGGAAGAGACUGUCACAAGUUGUCUGCACUGCAAAUACACAUGAGAAUUCACUCAGGAGAGAAACCUUAUCAGUGCAACCUUUGUGGGAAACAGUUUACCCAGAAAGGUCAGCUCAAAGGCCACCAAAAAGUCCACACAGGAGAGAAACCUUUUUCUUGCCCUGACUGUGGGAAAUGUUUUGCACACUCAGGGGCAAUGAACAGGCACCGCCUCACACAUACAGGAGAGAGGCCCUAUCAUUGCUCUGUAUGUGAGAGAAGUUUCAACCAGUCUGGUCGCCUGAGGGAACAUUUGAAAAUUCACUUGGGGGAAAAGUUUGACUGUCCUGAGUGUGAGAAGAGUUUCACUCGAGCAUCAAGCCUUAAGAACCACUUCAGGCUCCACACAGGAGAGAGGCCCUAUGGCUGUGACAUUUGUGGGAGGGGCUUUAGUCGCUCUCAAAGCCUUAGACUCCACAAACGAAAACAUGACCUGGUUCAGACUGAGGAAGAUUCAGCAUUUAUUAUGAAAAACGAAGAAGAUUCCUCACAGAGUGACACUGCUUCUCCAGGUGAUGAGACGUGUGACAGAGCAAAAUGACUGAAAAUACUAGGCUAGGAUAUAUAAACUAGAACCACAAAUAACUAAAGAUCACAGUUUCUAAGAUUUUAGGCAAAACAUAAGAAGAAUAUGAAUUAAAAAAAGGGAUUGGUUGCAAGAAGCACCUCUGAAAAGCCAACGAGAGAACACUGUUUUGCCCGGAAAUUAUGCUUUGCCAACAUGUUUUUCCAGACGAGGUACCCAAAAAAAGAAAACAGUUGGAAGCUAGCUAGUUAUGCUCCAAAAGGGUCAAAAGGCUCAAUAACCUGGCAGCAGGCAAAUCCCAUGUGUCUGGCUAAAUUGUUUGGUUAGCUAAUGUUCAAUAAUCAAAUAAUAACAGCAUUAGAGAAAACAAUUAAAU